UCAAGCAGAGGGCGAGAGAGAGAGAGACUCACAAUGAAAACAAAGAGCCUGUAUGAGGGUACCGGAGGGACACUUAUUACCUUUGGGAUUAUAAGCAUUUUCUCUGGAAUUUUUGCUUUCUUUCCUGUUUUUUCUUAUAAGCCCUGGUUUGCUGGCUGGAGCGUUCGAAUCGCCUGUCCCAUCUGGAAUGGAACUUUGGCUGUUAUUGCUGGUGUACUUAUCCUUUUGGCGGACAGAGGACAAACACAAAGAUCACUUUGGGAAGCUAGCUUCACCUUUGGCAUAUUGAGCAUCAUGGGCUCCCCAAUUCAAUUUGCUGUUGCAAUUGUCUCCAUCCUGCUUGGUCCAUACUGCUACUAUUCAUUUGCUGGGAUUGCAGGGACUAACUAUCUCAGUUAUGCAGUUUUGUUCCCUUUUCCCUAUGAGGAAUUUAUGUCUCUUUGCAAGGACCCACUCCACUACGAGUGGUACCAUCUGGUUCUACAAAUACUAGACCUUUGCUCAAGUUUUGUCAUGUUUUGUGCUUCUUUGGCUAUUGUGAUCAAGCUCACUGCAAGACUGCUCCAGUUUGGACAUUUAAAUGUGGGUAUUAAUCAUUAUGGGGAAGGUGGUUUACUGCCGGUAACACAGUAGCUGUAUGUACUGUAAUCAUGUACAGUAAUGAAUGAUGUCACAUCAAUGGCCAUUAAAGGGCUACAAGCCUAAUGAAAAGGUUGCAAGCCAUGAGCUUAGUUUAAAAUGAGAUUUGAAAGACCAAAGAGCUUGCAAUCCACAGCACUGGACAUCGGUUGUAUUUGUAUUUCCGAUGAGCUUUAUUGAUAUUGUUCAUAAUUUCCCUGCCUUCCAUGGUAUUUUUCAGAGGACAUGAACUGACCUUUUGUUAUUUUUAUGGUUACUACUCCUUCUCCAAUAUAUAUUUCCCCAGACAGAUGUUCCUGCAUUCUGUUAACCACUUCCUGUUCUUCACUGAGAGUUCAGUCCUGUUAGAUCAGGGAUUGGCAGCCUUUGGCACAUGGCUCACCAGGGUAAGCACUCUGGCGGGCCGGGCCAGUUUGUU
Molecule: messenger RNA, 1057 nt
Organism: Gopherus evgoodei (Goodes thornscrub tortoise)
Lineage: Eukaryota; Metazoa; Chordata; Testudines; Testudinidae
Gene: TMEM212
Product: transmembrane protein 212
Exons: 3
Coding region: 34-633 (199 amino acids)
Source: RefSeq, a predicted model, not a curated record